CCUGCUCUAUCCGGGCGUAGCUGCCCAGCUCACCCUCGGGGAAAUUCACCUCCCUCCUCCUGCCCCUCUCCUCCACCCACCCAAAACCCCACUCUCUCCCGGGUAAAUGGGACCGCCUGAUCCCCCUCCCCACUACACCAGGGCUCAUAAUAGGAAUUAAGGAAGACGGCUCUUCCCAUAUCCUCUCCGCUCGGCCAGACGGAACGCUGGCAGAGGAGUGGGAGUACGCCGACUCUUGCCGCUCGGCACUCUAUACGUAUCUUUGCGGGCGCUGUGGACCGUUUGGGAGGGAAACACGUAGCGAGGGUGUACUGGACGCAUACGCUCGGUUUGGCUAGCAUCCAUCUCUGGAGCGAGACGGGAAAGGGAGGGAUGGUAUCGGGCUUUACCUUUUCGUUUGAUACCAAGACUCAUGGGGUUAUGUCUUCUGUAGCGCUAGAAGUCGCCUUCUCCCCCUUCCAACCACUGAAACCUAUACCCCGGUUCCUACUCCUCACUUCUACAGGGGCGGUCCAGCUGUGGCAAUCGGACGUGCUCCAGUGGACGAGGGAGGAGGGACUGGCGGAUCUGGUUGGGGGGGUGGCCUGGGCCGAUAGGGGAGGGAUGGCGGGAGGCGCUGGGGGUCCGGGUAUGGGGAUGGGAGACAGAGCCGUGGGGGACGCACCGGAGGGGUUGGGGGAGAAGUGGGUUCGUCAGCUGGGCUCUGUCUGGAAACUCCCAGGAUACGCAAUCUCCUUCCUCCUCCGGUUCUCCGACUCCCUCUCCCUCUUCCCUCCCUCAGCCAGCUCCACCUUCCAGCAAUCAGCGCUCAACAAGCUCGCUCUCGUCGCUUCCUCUUCCGGCAAGGUGUAUGCGCUCGAGACGUCUCCUUCGGCACAGGGCGGGGUGUUGUGCUCCCGUAUCCUCGGGGUGAGCGGGGCGCCGCACGGGGUGGGAAGGGUAGACGUACAGCGGGUGUUGGCAGUUCAGGCCGUGGCAUGGGUCGUCCUCGGCCAGAGGUGGGACGAACAUAGCUUCAAAACCGCCGUGUGGAGUAUCGACCCCCUUACCGGGACGAUCCACCCUCCUCCGGGGAGGGAAGGCACUACCCCAGGGCUGACGCUCUUCGACGGACCGAUGGAGGCGGCAAAUCAUAACGAGACAGUGGUCAUCGUCUCCCAAUCCGGAGAGGUGCACCUCUUCCCCGAAAAGGAUUCGCGCUCUGCUUCCCUGGUGAAGAGGGACGGGCUCUACUUCUCCCUCCCGCUCCGUACGGGCGACGUUUCCCUGGACCAGGCGGCACUGCAGGGUUUUACGCUCAUCCCCACUCCCGGGGGCAUGUCCUCCAUCCCGACGUUCCGAACCUAUCUGACUCCUUCCCCUAAAUCCGAGCUUCUGGAGCUUAUCCGUCCUCCCCUAGGCCCAGUCGCCUCCCUCGGCCGUGUCCUAGGAUCGAAACAGACUCUAUACAAGUAUCUUAACCCGCACCUCAUCCUCGCUCUCACGCAGUACCCCACGCCUGCGGGAGAAACCCGCUGCGGGAUCCAUCUUGUAGACCAAUGCGAUAUCCGACCGGUGAUGGUGGAGAAUUGGCUUGUGUGGCAGUUCUGGAACGAUGGGGAUUCGGGCGUCUCACAGGGGGAGCAGGGGGGGAUGAGGACUAAGGGCUGGAGAGUGGUCGUCGUUGAGCUGUACGAGGGAGAGCCGGACGAGCUCACACGCAGCGCGCAACUUUCGAGCUUUGCGAGUAACGCCUCGCGUGUGCAUGCAUUCCCCUAUGCGCUCCUCGACCCCCGUCGGCCAACGGGCAAGCUCACCUCAUCGCAAAAAGAAAAGCUCCUAAUCCCGUUCAACUCUGUCAUAACCGACGAUCCGCGCCGGACUGUUUCCCAAAACCUGCACAUAAUGGGCAUCAGCAGCCUGUCCACUAUACCCACGGCGCUGGAAUCCACUUCUCUCCUACUCGCCUCCUGCUUGGACGUCUUCCUUGCUCGACUCGCACCGUCUAGCGGGUUUGACAUCCUCGGUGAGAACUUUAAUAAGACUCAGCUGAUACUUACCGUGCUUGGCUUGCUUGUCGCUAUAGGUAUCGUGAGACCUAUCGUCGAAAGCGAAAAGGUGCGCCAGAGAUGGUACGCUACCAACUAG
Dacryopinax primogenitus is the source of this 2127-nucleotide messenger RNA. RefSeq names its product DUF1620-domain-containing protein. The transcript is spliced from 10 exons. NCBI's taxonomy places the organism in Eukaryota, Fungi, Basidiomycota, Dacrymycetes, Dacrymycetales, Dacrymycetaceae. Gene Ontology annotation, biological process: protein folding in endoplasmic reticulum. Gene Ontology annotation, cellular component: EMC complex. The coding region runs from base 604 to 2127 and encodes 507 amino acids. The record is from RefSeq and is a predicted model, not a curated record.